ACAACUUAUGGAGCGUGUGAUUAGUGGAAUGAUGGUUGUUAAUUAAUAAAUUAAACCCCUUUGGUUUGCUCUAUAAAUACCCUCAUUACAACACCCCUCAGUCUAUAAUCAAACUCAAUAUCUAAAACAAACUAUUUAUCCCUUGAGAAUUUGGAACAACAUAAAGGCAAUAUGAUGAUGAAGGUUAGUUAAUGAAUCGAUCAGUUUGACAACAACACUACUUGAAUUUCUUCAACUCAUUCGCCUAACAAAGCAAGCGCCACAUGGAAUAUCACGAGCUGAUGGGGUAUGUUUUACUUUCAUUCAUAUGCAUUCUAUGGGUUAAUCAUCGUCGCCGCAUGCACUUGGCUGAGCUCCGCCGGCUACCACCAGGGCCAACACCAUGGCCAAUAGUCGGAAACAUAUUCCAGCUAGGCUUUGUAAAGAUACCCCACGACUCGUUUGCCCAACUAGCUCACAUUCAUGGCCCCAACAUCAUGACCCUUUGGCUAGGCUCCAUGUGUACAGUGGUCAUCUCCUCAAAUGAAGCUGCUCGUGACAUGUUCAAGAACCAUGAUGUGGUUCUCGCUGGUCGAAAGGUCUAUGAAUGCAUGAAAGGAGAAUUUGGAGACGAAAUAGGCUCCAUGAUAACUGCACAAUAUGGGCCAAAUUGGCGACUAUUGAGAAGGCUUUGUACCACUGAGUUUUUCUUGAACAAUCGCCUAGACGCCACAUGUAACAUUCGUAGUCGAUGUAUCAAUAAAAUGGUGAAGUCUAUAUACGAUGUUUGUGGCAAUGAUGGCUCUAGCAUUGAUGUUGGGAAAGUAAUGGAAUACGGUGGAAAACCUAACGUGGCCGAUUUUAUUCCAUGUUUAAAGUGGCUUGAUCCACAAGGCAUCAAGAAAAACAUGCAAUAUCAUGUACGUGAAGCGUUUCAUAUAGCUGGAGGAUUCAUCAAAGAAAGAAUGGAAGAGCAAGAAGAGAGUGGUGAAAAAAGAAGAAAUGAUUACUUGGAUGUGCUCUUGGAGUAUCGUGGUGAUGGUGUUGAAGGACCCUCUAUGUUCUCUUCUACAACCAUCAAUAUAGUCGUGUUUGAAAUGUUCACUGCAGGGACUGACACGACAACAAGCACAUUAGAAUGGGCAAUGGCCGAACUCCUCCACAAUCCUAACAUUUACCAAAAACUAAGAGCCGAAUUGAGAAGCAUCAUUCCCCUAAAUGAAAAUCUUGAAGAAAAGCACAUCGAUAAUAUGCCUUACCUCAAAGCUGUGAUUAAAGAGACAUUAAGGCUUCACCCACCCCUCCCAUUUUUAGUCCCACACAUGGCCAUGCAAUCAUGCGAGAUGCUAGAGUACACCAUUCCAAAGGAAACACAAGUGCUAGUGAAUGUGUGGGCAAUAGGGCGUGACCCUCAAACGUGGCAUGAUGCAUUGAAAUUCAAGCCAGAAAGAUUCUUGAAUCAUGACAAGUUUGUGGACUACAAGGGACAACAUUUUGAGUUCAUACCAUUUGGUUCAGGUCGAAGGAUGUGUCCCGCUAUACCGCUAGCCUCAAGGGUCCUCCCAAUGGCUUUGGGUUCGAUUUUGCAUAAGUUUGAUUGGAUUUUGGGUGAUGGGAUUAAGGCGCAUGAGAUGGAUAUGAGCGAAAGAAUGGGGAUAACGCUUAGGAAAUCUAUUCCCUUAAAGGCAAUACCCAUACCAUGCAAUGGAUUUAUAUGAUUAUACAUCUCAUAUAAAAAAGAAAUAAAAAAUAUUCUAUUGAGAAUAAAAGAAAUUAACAUGUUGAAAAUGAUUGUAAGCAAAAUGCUUUAUUGUGUAUAUAGUGUUGAAAAAGAAAAAAAAAAGAGUAGAAAAAAUAGUGAGUACUGUAACAACAUGCAAGUAAAAUGUUCUAUAAUAUAUUUGAAGGAUUGUUUAUGAGCUC
This is a messenger RNA of Lactuca saligna, 1902 nucleotides long. Lineage: Eukaryota; Viridiplantae; Streptophyta; Magnoliopsida; Asterales; Asteraceae. The record is from the annotation of a GenBank genome assembly.